This is a messenger RNA of Sclerotinia trifoliorum, 2311 nucleotides long. The record is from the annotation of a GenBank genome assembly. Lineage: Eukaryota; Fungi; Ascomycota; Leotiomycetes; Helotiales; Sclerotiniaceae.
UUCUUGAUCGAUGAAACGUGGAGAUUAGUUUGACCAAUCGUCAAGCUUGUGAUAUGGGAUGAAAGGUGCAGGUACCAGUAAAUUGUCUAUAUUGCUGCAUGUUUUCUUAAUUGUACCACAUCUGUUUCUUUCUUCUCUUUUUGACUUUAAGUAAACUCUUUUCAGUAUUUUCAUCAUGCUGUUUUCUUCAAUCGCAGCAGUGUUAUCUCUGCUAUGUACUCAAGCACUAGCGAAUUCACCAAGAGAUUCGGCUGCAAGUUAUAAUAAUCUCAACUCAUUCAUUGCUUCCGAGAGAAAAAUUGCUUUGCAAGGCGUUCUCAAUAAUAUUGGACCAGAUGGAUCAAAAGUGUCAGGAGCAGGCAACUAUGUUGUUGCAAGUCCAUCUAAAGCUAAUCCGGAUUGUGAGAGCAACAUUCUCGGUUCCCCAAGACAGUUUAUGCUGAUGACUUGAAGAUUUCUACACUUGGACACGAGACUCCGCCUUGACGUUAAAGAUGAUUGUUGAUGAAUUUAUCUUUGGCAAUCGUGCACUCCAACCUCAGAUUGAGAAAUAUGUAAAGGCUCAGGCUAUCCUUCAAACUGUUACGAAUCCUUCUGGUUCUCUUCUUUAUGACGGUCUUGGUCUCGGUGAACCAAAGUAUAAAGUUGAUGGUACCCAAUUUAAUGGCGGUAUGUAAACCUUCAAGAAGAGAUUUUGGCAACUGCUGACUUUCCUCAGCAUGGGGUAGACCUCAGCGUGAUGGCCCAGCUCUUCGUGCCAUUGCUUUAAUGGCUUAUAGUAAUUGGUUGAUAAAUCAUAACCAAUUUCAAAGAGCCAAGCUAGUUAUAUGGCCUAUUAUUUCCAACGAUCUAUCGUACAUUGGAGAGUAUUACAACCUUACUUCGUUCGACUUGUGGGAAGAGGUACUUGGAUCAAGCUUCUUCACUGUACAAAAUCAACAUCGUGCUUUUAUUGAAGGACAAACUUUGGCUAAUAAACUCGGAGUUGAAUGUACAGGAUGUCUUAAUGCACCCGAAGCCCUUUGUUUUCUCUCUCAAAGUUUUUGGAAUGGUGAAUAUAUCAUUUCAAAUAUUAAUGUGGAUAAUGGAAGGACUGGAUUAGAUGCAAAUUCUAUCCUUGGGUCAAUAUCUGUUUUCGAUGUUGAUGGAUCUUGUGAUAGUCCAAAUCUACAACCUUGUAGUAGCAAAGCGUUAUCAAACUUUAGAGCUGUUGUCAAUAGCUUUCGAGGGAUUUAUGGUAUCAAUGCUGGUAUUAAGAAUAAUUCAGGUAUUGCUGUUGGAAGAUACGCUGAAGAUGUUUAUCAAGGAGGAAAUCCAUGGUACGUCCUUCAACCAAUCAGAUCUAUCUAUUAAUAGCUAACUUUUUAGGUAUUUAAUCACCACUGCUGCCGCAGAAUUUCUCUAUGAUGCUGUUGCACAAUGGAAAAAUCAGAAAACCCUGACCGUUGACUCGAUAUCCAUCAACUUCUUUCGCGAUCUCUAUCCAACCAUCAAGCUUAAAAGCUAUACCAACAAGGACAAUGAAUUCACCAAAAUACUGAACGCUGUUACAACAUAUGCCGAUUCUUUCGUCACAGUCGCGCAGAAAUAUACACCCAUGAAUGGAUCUCUAGCUGAACAAUUCGAUCGCAAUACUGGAACCCCCAUCUCAGCAAAUGACCUAACAUGGAGUUACGCAGCAUUCGUCACAAUGGCUCAAAGACGUUCCGGUCAAUAUCCCGCCAGCUGGGGAAGUUCAGCAUCAUCCGUCCCACCACCAAACUGCGCACCUUCAUCAACACAAGGCGUAUACAUCCCAGCCAUUGCAGCAGGCGCGCCGAACAUAACAGCAACAUGUAAAUACGCAGUCCAGUUCUACGUCAACGCUACAACAUAUUAUGGCGAAAAUAUAUAUGUUAUUGGCAACACUACGGAUCUUGGAAAUUGGGAUUUAGAUAGCGCGUUACCGAUGAAUGCGGGGAUGUAUACGACGGAAUAUCCAUUAUGGUAUGUGGAUACGAAGUUGACGGCUGGGGACACGGUUAGUUAUGUCUUUGUUAGACAGCAGAAUUGUGGUCAAGCUCCGAUUUAUGAGAGGGGGAAUAGGACGGUCACGAUUCCGGAGUGUGGGACUGGAGGGACGAAGGUUAUUAGGGCUGCUUGGGUUGGGAAUGUGGGGAGUAGUGGGGGUUGUUAGGUUUGUGUUGCUUCGCUAGGGUAGUGAAGGAUGAUUCAUUAUGAAAUUUUUAUUGAGUUGUGGGUUAAGAUAAUUUUACAUGCUUUGAAUCAUUUUUUGAUAUCGUAUACAUAAGAUUACAAAACUCACGCAAUC